Messenger RNA from Soboliphyme baturini, 726 nucleotides. The record is from the annotation of a GenBank genome assembly. Lineage: Eukaryota; Metazoa; Nematoda; Enoplea; Dioctophymatida; Soboliphymatidae.
AUGGCGCCGUCGUUGUUGCCUUUGAGACAGACGUUCGUAAGAACGACCUUUUACCGGGGACACCUCGGCGCUGCGAUAAACGACGUCCCAGAGUCGGUCGGUAAAAAGUGGCUCUCCUUGACCGACCGUUCAACGCGCAAAAAACAGGCAACUGUUCGCUUCUUGGCGUUCACGUACCGUUGGACGUCGUUUCUCACAAUAACGGCUUUUGGACUUGCAAGUUUAGUCGUCACUCAUGAGGCAAAUGCUGAGGUAGUCCGCCUGAUUGUGCAUCAACUGGCAAAGAGCUGCACUGAAUGUCCCUCUUCUCUUUUUUCCUCGUCCCUCGUUCUUGCACACAACGAGGUAGCGGUCUUCGCCAUCAGUAAAUUGGCCGAAAAACGCAAACUCACGCACCGAAGAACGAAGAAACGCGGUCGACUGAUGGAACAGGCAACGCCUGGGGGCGACCCUCUGUUUUACACCCGAUCGAUCGAUCGAUCGCACUUCGUCGUUUCUCGAUUUACACUUACGUGCAAGGGCAACUCCUGUCUGCCGAUAUCCAAACUACUAAAUUUUGACGAAGCGUCAACAACUGUCGGUCAACAUCCGCUUAGAGCGCUAGGGUGUGAGAAAGUCGAGGCAGUCGACCUUCCGGCGACGCCAUUCGGAGGAUAUGGUCGGAGGCUUGAGGAGCACCCGUUCGAUGAUUGGCGGAGCUGGAAUCCGUUUGCAGCUGACGGCUGA